Messenger RNA from Phodopus roborovskii (desert hamster), 1644 nucleotides. It is a transcript of the gene Tph2, whose product is annotated as tryptophan hydroxylase 2. The record is from RefSeq and is a predicted model, not a curated record. Gene Ontology annotation, cellular component: neuron projection. NCBI's taxonomy places the organism in Eukaryota, Metazoa, Chordata, Mammalia, Rodentia, Cricetidae. Gene Ontology annotation, biological process: serotonin biosynthetic process; aromatic amino acid metabolic process. Gene Ontology annotation, molecular function: iron ion binding; tryptophan 5-monooxygenase activity. Bases 136 to 1614 code for a protein of 492 amino acids. The transcript is spliced from 11 exons.
ACUGCUCUUCAGCACCAGGGUUCUGGACAGCGCCCCGGAGCAGGCUGUUGUCACCGGCCUCUUCCUCCUUCUUCUCUGCCAAGGCUGCCCCUCUGGUCCCCCCUGCUGCUGAGAAAGAAAAUUACACCGGGAUCCAUGCAGCCGGCAAUGAUGAUGUUUUCCAGUAAAUACUGGGCCAGGAGAGGGUUGUCCCUGGAUUCAGCAGUGCCCGAAGAGCAUCAGCUAGUUGGCAGCUUAACACUAAAUAAAGCCGUUGCAGGCAAAAAUGAGGACAAGAAGGGAGGCCAGGAAAACCGCAGCAGCGGCUGUGGUGAGACGGACAGCGGUAAGACGGCAGUUGUCUUCUCCCUGAAGAAUGAAGUCGGUGGGCUGGUGAGGGCCCUGAGGCUCUUUCAGGAAAAACAUGUCAACAUGGUUCACAUCGAAUCCAGGAGAUCCCGGCGAAGAAGUUCUGAAGUUGAGAUCUUCGUGGACUGCGAGUGUGGCAAAACGGAGUUCAAUGAGCUCAUCCAAUUGCUGAAGUUUCAGACCAGCAUCGUGACACUGAAUCCGCCCGAGAACAUAUGGACAGAAGAAGAAGAACUGGAGGAUGUGCUGUGGUUCCCUCGGAAGAUCUCUGAGUUAGACAGGUGCUCUCACAGAGUUCUCAUGUAUGGCACUGAGCUCGAUGCUGACCACCCAGGAUUUAAGGACAAUGUCUAUCGACAGAGGAGGAAGUACUUUGUGGAUGUGGCCAUGGGAUAUAAAUAUGGCCAGCCCAUUCCCAGGGUGGAGUACACAGAAGAAGAAACUAAAACUUGGGGCAUUGUGUUCCGAGAGCUCUGCAAACUCUACCCUACCCAUGCUUGCCGGGAGUACCUGAAAAACCUCCCCCUGCUGACCAAGUACUGUGGUUAUCGGGAAGACAACGUGCCUCAGCUGGAAGAUGUCUCCAUGUUCCUGAAAGAGCGGUCUGGCUUCACAGUGAGACCAGUGGCUGGCUACCUGAGCCCAAGAGACUUCCUGGCUGGCCUGGCUUAUAGAGUAUUCCACUGUACUCAGUAUGUGAGACAUGGCUCUGAUCCCCUCUACACCCCAGAACCAGACACAUGCCAUGAACUCUUGGGACAUGUUCCACUGCUAGCAGAUCCUAAAUUUGCUCAAUUUUCACAAGAAAUAGGCUUAGCGUCUCUGGGAGCCUCGGAUGAUGAUGUUCAGAAACUAGCUACGUGUUAUUUCUUCACAAUCGAGUUUGGCCUUUGCAAGCAAGAAGGUCAACUGCGAGCAUAUGGAGCAGGGCUCCUUUCCUCGAUUGGAGAAUUGAAGCAUGCUCUUUCUGACAAGGCGUGCAUAAAAGCCUUUGACCCAAAGACAACCUGCUUGCAGGAGUGCCUAAUCACCACCUUCCAGGAUGCCUAUUUUGUUUCAGAAAGUUUUGAAGAAGCCAAAGAAAAGAUGAGGGACUUUGCCAAAUCAAUUACCCGACCCUUCUCAGUGUACUUCAACCCCUACACACAGAGCAUUGAGAUUCUGAAAGACACCAGAAGUAUUGAAAAUGUGGUGCAGGACUUACGCAGUGAUCUGAACACCGUGUGUGAUGCCCUGAAUAAAAUGAACCAGUAUCUGGGGAUUUGAUACCUAGAGGCCAGUGGUGUCCGCAUGGAG